AGGUCGCCCCGGAAGUGGCUCUGGCUUGGCGCCUGGAUGGUGUAAGGCAUCUGCUUCCAGCUUUGUUGUCAAGGGGCCGCUGCAUCACCCAGCUCUCUCCCCCUUCCCUUACAGCAGCCAUGGCGAAAGGCAGAGUCGCCGAGCGAUCGCCGGCGGGCACGUUCCACACGAACCCUGUGAACGACGGGACGGCGGGGACUCGGGGGCCCGCGGCGCCGAGUAGCGGAGACCACCUGAAGGAAAAAGCCUGGGCAGAAGCUGGGUCAGCAAGAAUGUCACUGCUUAUAUUGGUGUCCAUUUUCCUGUCUGCAGCUUUUGUUAUGUUUUUGGUAUAUAAAAAUUUUCCUCAGCUUAGUGAAGAAGAAAGAAUGAAUAUGAAGGUUCCCAGAGAUAUGGAUGAUGCCAAGGCGCUAGGAAAAGUUUUAUCCAAAUAUAAGGACACCUUUUAUGUACAAGUACUUGUAGCUUAUUUUGCUACAUAUAUUUUCUUGCAGACAUUUGCUAUUCCAGGCUCAAUAUUUCUCAGUAUACUCUCAGGGUUCCUUUAUCCCUUUCCACUAGCCUUGUUUCUUGUUUGUUUGUGUUCCGGACUUGGUGCCUCAUUCUGCUAUAUGCUCUCCUAUUUAGUUGGGAGACCAGUUGUAUACAAAUACCUAACAGAGAAAGCAGUAAAGUGGUCACAGCAGGUUGAACGUCAUAGAGAACAUCUCAUUAACUACAUUAUAUUUCUGAGAAUAACACCAUUUCUCCCUAAUUGGUUUAUUAAUAUUACAUCUCCUGUGAUAAACGUGCCAUUGAAAGUUUUUUUUAUCGGCACUUUUCUCGGUGUUGCACCUCCUUCUUUUGUAGCAAUUAAAGCAGGAACAACAUUGUACCAGCUUACAACAGCAGGAGAAGCUGUUUCCUGGAACUCAGUGUUUAUUCUGAUGAUUUUAGCUGUUUUUUCUAUUCUUCCAGCCAUCUUCCAAAAAAAGCUAAAGCAGAAAUUUGAGUGAAAAAUUAUCUGGGUUUUAAGUAUUCUGUCAUCAUUAUCAUUGUCAUCAUCUCAGGAGUCACAGAUUGGUCCAUAUAUGGCUUUUCUCCUUUUUAUUUUUUCCAGUGGUGAAGAUCAAACCCAAAACCUUGAGCAAGCUAGGCAAGUUUUCUUGAGCUGAGCUAUAUGCCCAGCUCCUCUGUUUAUCUUUUUUAAAUCACCUCUUCAGUGAAUGAAACAAGGAAUUCCUGAAUAAAAUUUCCCAUCAGUUAAAAUAAUGUAUUUAAGUGGCAAGGGGGAGAAGAAAGUAAAAAUGGAAAUUCAUAUACUUUGAAAAGUGCUGUCAUCAGUAGUUGCAAUAGAUAUGUUACUGUACCAGAGGUAGCUAUAGGUAGAUAAUUAGUAGUCAUGUGGUAUGAAAUUCUUGGUCCAACUGAUACUUUCAAUUUAAUAUUUUUCUUGUGUCUAGUAACUACAGUAGAAAGUGGUACAGUUCUUCCUAAUGUUAGCCUUCUUUCAGAGGAUAUAAGCUGGUUAACUAAAGCUUAAACAAGAUUUACAUUUUCCUUCUCUUUAUUUUUGAGGUAAUAUAUUUGUUUAGAGGUUGCAUCUUAAUAGAUCACCAUAGGGCUGGGGAUUUAGCUCAGUGGUACUGUGCCUGUCUCACAAGCACAAGGUCCUGAGUUCAAUCCCCAGUACCCAAAAAAACCCCACCAAAAAACGUAAUAGAUCACCAUAAUGGAAAGGAUAUCAAGUUACCUAUUUGUGAAUUUUAUUUUUAGUUUGUGUGGGGUUUGUUUUUGUUUUUGUUGGUACCGGGGAUUGAACUCAGGUCCUUAGCUUCCAAGCCAGGCUCAGGAACCACUGAGCUAAAUCCCUAGCCCAUAGGGGUUUUUUUCUAGUUCAUAUAUAAAAUGAAGAUUACAUGAUAACUAUUGUUGAUGUUGAUAAUUUGUAUUCAGAAGAUAUUUUGUUACAGUGUCUCUAAUAUCUCAAAAGGGGAUCUAAAAAACAAACUCAAGGCAUAUAGUUUUUAGAUAUAAGAAUAAUUAUAUUUUCAAACAAAAACAGGCAGCAGGACACCAGUGGUUAAAUAUAUUUUAUUUGUUACACUGACUGUAAAAUUUACCUCAUUUAUUAGUCUGGUCAUUAGGGAAUAGAUUAUGUAAUUAUCCUUUUUAUGUAUAGUACACCUAUAAGAAUGUUUUAUUUCUAUUGCUGACUUUUUUGUUUGGGGUCUGCUUUUGAUUAGUGCAGUUUCUCAAUGUAGACCUUUUAUUUUUCUAACUCAGUAAAAUUAACUUCUCACAUGGUAACAAUUAUAUUUAAACAGUCCUGAAAAAACUAAACCACUAUUUGCUGCUCAGUUAAUGGUAAUGUCCUUGAUUCCUCGUUUCUGGGUCAUAGCCAAUCAGUCAGUUUUAGUUGGUUAUGAUGGCACAUGCCUAUAAUUCCAGCAUGUGGGAGGCUGAGGCAGGAGGAUUGCCAUGAAUUUGAGCCUAGCCUGGGCUACAUAGCGAGCUCAAGCCCAGCCUGAACUGCAUAGCAAGACCCUGUCUCAAAAAAAUAUAAAAAAAUAGUAAGUAAUAAAGUACUCUGUCACUUUUCUUUUACCUCGAAGUGGUUAUGUUGAAAAGUCCUUUAGCUAUGUGAGAAAUCCUUGUAUGUUUUCAUUGUAAGAGGUAUGAUCAUCCUCAAGGCCUGAUUCUACUACAGAAUGUGGACUGAUUCAUUUUUUCUAUUACAGUAUUAAAUAGAUUUAUUGUAAAUACAAAGAAAAUAUAUUGAUUAAUAUAGUAGUCGUAUGUUACCUGGACUUUUGUGUAAAAUUAUUUAUUGUUAUUUCUAGUAAGAUUUUAUUCCUUUCUUAUUCACCAGAGGCUGAGGGAUAAAGCUUUUAUUAUUUUUACAAAUGAAUUUAAAACACAGCCUUUUGGGACAAAGCUUACUAAAUAUUAUUGUGUGAAAUGUAAUUAAGUCAGUUUUUAUCAGACUUUUAAAAAUAAAUGUAAGCACUUGGACUCAGGAGAGCCCUCCUGUUCACUCCAGUUUGUAGUACUCUAUUCUCAGAGUAUUCACUCCAUCCUUAGAUUCUUUUUCUUUGCUAAUCUCUUCUUCUGUUAGAAAAUUGUAGCUGCCACUUUAUGUGGUAUUUUCUUCUCCCAAGAGAACAGCUGUUCUCUACACGCUCAUCGCUAACUGCUGAGAAGCCUUCAGGCAGGCUGUACCCGAACAUAGCUGGUGGCCUGGAUUCAUGGGGUCACAGACUGCUCCUAGGCCAGAUGUAAAGCCAAGGUUCAACCACCAUCCCCACCCCCACCUCCCAUCCCCUUUGGCCCUCGGGAUUGAACCCAUUGCCUUGCGCAUGCUAAGCAUGCACUCACUCUAUUAUUGAGCUACACUCUCAGCUACUGGUGGCGAACCCAUGGCAUGCAUGCCACAGCAGGCUGUUAUCAUUGAAAGCUCUAAGAAGUUUGCCAUCUGCCCUAGCCCCGUCAGGCACAUAUGAAAGACGAGUAUCUAGGGAUAACUGCAAAAGCAGGCCAUCUGCUGUGGGAGGCAAGCAGGCUAACUAGGAAGUUGACACUAAGAAUGUGAAACAGUUCCCUUAAUGUUCUAUUGCUCUUGUUACCUUGCGUGUAAUAUAUUUAAGACAAAUGCAAACUAAAAUGUAAUAAAUUUUACUGGGAAACUUAAA
Molecule: messenger RNA, 3671 nt
Organism: Heterocephalus glaber (naked mole-rat)
Lineage: Eukaryota; Metazoa; Chordata; Mammalia; Rodentia; Bathyergidae
Gene: Tmem41b
Product: transmembrane protein 41B
Biological process (GO): autophagosome assembly
Cellular component (GO): endoplasmic reticulum membrane
Source: RefSeq, a predicted model, not a curated record